This is a messenger RNA of Lymnaea stagnalis (great pond snail), 362 nucleotides long. Lineage: Eukaryota; Metazoa; Mollusca; Gastropoda; Lymnaeidae. The record is from the annotation of a GenBank genome assembly.
GAUUUUUGCUGAUAAGAGCCCAAAUGCAUACCAGUUUUCCACAGACAAAAAGAAAAUAGUUAAAGCUAGAUCACCUAUUAAUAAAUCAUGCUCAAGGAAGUUAAGUUUGAGCAAAAAAAACAUUGAUGAAGACAUGAAGGCACAAACUUCUGUAAAAGAUAUCAGCAUUUGUGUAGACACUGACUGUAAAGGUAUUUCAAAGAAUGAACAUGCCUUUUCACCUGUAAAACCUGUUUUGGCCGACAAACCGGAGAAAAACACUUCAGAUUUAAUUGAUCAAGGUUCAAAAUUGGAUGGAAAGAGAAGAAUCUUGAAGGAUCAUUUUAUCUUGAAUCCACUAGAUACUUUGAGCAGCAACAGAG